Messenger RNA from Jaminaea rosea, 714 nucleotides. RefSeq lists its product as hypothetical. The coding region runs from base 1 to 714 and encodes 237 amino acids. Gene Ontology annotation, cellular component: mitochondrial crista junction; MICOS complex. The record is from RefSeq and is a predicted model, not a curated record. The transcript has 4 exons. Lineage: Eukaryota; Fungi; Basidiomycota; Exobasidiomycetes; Microstromatales. Gene Ontology annotation, biological process: cristae formation.
AUGGCUGCUCAAGGGCUCUUUGCUCGUUCCCCGCUCCUCGUUGGAGGGACCGCCGCGACUGCCUUGACCAUGGCUACGCUUCGGCCUGUGUAUGCGGAGGGCGAUGCCACUGCGAGUGGCAGCGUCAAGGGAAAGCUCCCCAUCUACUCCUCACCUGGCGAGCCAAUCAAGCUAGUCGAAACGCACACCGCCCUCGAAUCACACGUCGGUUCCGCUCGCCGGGCCGUCGUGGCCUCUACAGAGUCGCUGCGCAACAGCGUCCAUUCGACGGUGCAGAGCUGGAUCGGCGUCGAGCAGCGCGUGGAGCGUCGCGUCCUGGAUAUCCUGCCUCGCGAUGAGCCCCUGACUCCCGGAAUACUCUACGUCGGUGUAGCCACUUUGGCCGGGAGCGUCUUUGGGAGAUAUCGAACCCUCCCAAUCCGUCUGGUCUCUCCUCCCCUCUUCCUCUUUGCGUCCCUCAACUAUUUCCUCCCACACACGGCGCACAAUCUCUCCCUCUAUUACCAGGAGCUCGAGGCGCGACACCUCCCCUCGGCAGUGAAGGAGCAACGCGAGUCCUUCGUUGGCUCGAUGCGCGGUCUUUGGGGCCAAAGCGAGGCCAAGGUCAAGGAGGGUGUGAGGGUGGUGGAGGGUGGGUGGAGCAAGGGGUUGGAGCGGGUAGAGAGGGAGACGGGGUUGCGGGUUGGAGGGGAAAAGGAGGGAAAGGCAGUCUAG